Molecule: messenger RNA, 1439 nt
Organism: Cuscuta campestris
Lineage: Eukaryota; Viridiplantae; Streptophyta; Magnoliopsida; Solanales; Convolvulaceae
Source: the annotation of a GenBank genome assembly
AGCCUUUAAAAAAACAACAUUCAACAUUCUGGUAAUUUAAAUAAACAAAUCCAACAAACUUAUUUAAUUUAAAUAAAACAUCUUCGGUCAUCCACCAGCGUCACGCUUCACUGUCCUCAAGGUUGCUCCUUAUCAAAUCCUUGAUCCCUACCUGUAAAAAUAGGGAGAGUGGAAACAUGGUAGCUCUGGUGGUAUGACUCUUGGAGGGCCUCCAACAGAUGGAUUUGUGGCGAACAAAACUUCUGAUGGAACUCAUCCUCCUAAGGUUCCACUUCCAGAGUCCCAUAGAUAAAGCUCCUGCUGUUAUAUUGGGAGGAGGAAAUGAAAUAUCAACGGAUUCGCAGCCCACACUGGAGAUUGGACAGGUUGAUGAUGGGACAAAAGCUCUGCAACCUGGAGUCUUGGGUGCAAGAACCCAACUUCAGCCUGGCACGCCUGGUGAGUUGGAACCAGAAGAUGAGUCUAUUAAGCCAUGUCUCCUAAACCGUGAAGAGCAACUGAUUAUCGACGGUCUGUUUAAGCACGCUCCGAAAAUGCAAGUUUCAAGUUUGGAUAACCCUAUUCAAUAUGAGCUUAAGCUAAAGAUGAUCGAUGCAAAUGUGGAGGAAUUAGCAAGAGGAGAUCUCCAAAAAGAGUUUGAGAUUCUUAAGCCGAUUUUUGAGCAACAUAUUAGUGAUGACUUUGAGCAAUCUCUUUGGAUAAUUAAGGAAGCGUUACGCUUGCCUUUCGUCAUAGAAAAGAUUCAGAAGGGUCUAGUGAACACACUCCAGGGUAAGGCAAUAAAAGCUACAAGGGACGCUAUGAAGAGCACACAAUGCAUUAGGGCAAUCAAGCUGAAAGGGAAUUUCUUUAAGGUUUUUGGGCUGCAACUCUCUAAUAGCUACUGGAGACUGAUUUUCAUGAGCAGAUUCAUGGAGGAUAUUGCUGUACUUCGAACGGCCACCUUCCUCCGCGGUCAUCCGACCUGCAACGAUUUCUGGCGAGACACAUCCGCCGCAUCAAUCCCAGCAGCGGCUAAACAAAUGGAAGUCGAGAGGAGGACAAAGUGUAGUGGCAGCGACGACCCACCGGCGGCAGCAACUCCUCCAACAUGGCAGCAGCCUCCCCGACGGUGGAAGACACGACGACGUCUCAACUACCCGGCAGAGGCAAGGAAGAAACAGAAAAAUCCAGUUUCCAAAUCUAAACCCGAUUCCAAUUCCAAUUCCAUUCAACAUAAUCAUAAUCUAUGAAUUUAUUUUAACGGGAGAUAAAUCACUCACCUCGAUUGGCGAAGAAUUACAAUUAAAUGGUAAAGGAUUUUUCUCCGGCGAAGCUCUGACGUAGUUCCGGCGACCUCCCCUUGGCUUGAUCGGCGAAGAGAAAUAAAGAGAAAGAUGAUGACGAUGUUCGGCCGCAUGUUUUGUUUUUAAAGAGCUGGAUUAGGCUUGUGUUUUCCG